AUGAAUCGCAACCGUAUCUUUUCCGCCCGCGAGGUCGAGGACCGCAUUGCUCGAGGUCAGACCAUCGUGAUAGCGGACAAUCGUGUCCUUCGACUGGACGGGUGGCUCAAGUACCAUCCUGGAGGAAUCCUAGCUGUUAGGCAUAUGAUUGGCAGAGAUGCCACCGAUGAGAUUAAUAUUUAUCACUCCGAAAAGACGCUCGCAACCAUGGAUAAAUAUAGAAUCGGCCGUGUCGAGGGGCCUUGGAUAAGCAUGACGCCGCCCAUCAGGGGAGGCAUAUUCUCGACCAUGGACGACUCCAGCACCAGCUCGUCGGACGACGAGUCCCGUGGAUCUGAUACAAGUGUCACCUCCAUGGAAGACAUCAUAGAGACUCAGGAAGAAGUCAAGACCGAGAUCAGGAAGCGCGCAGCUUCACGCAGGGCUGGGACACAAAAUAAACACAUGACGCCAGAGGAAUAUACGGACAAGUUGGUGCAAAAGGAACUGGACGAUGACCACCGCAACUAUCCCUCCUUAGACCCGGAGACACAGCGCCAUAUUGCUACCAAGUACAAGCAGUUGCACCAGCGAAUUAAGGAUGAAGGACUAUACGACUGCCCUUAUAUCGAGUACGGAAAGGAGCUCAUAAGAUACUCCAUCCUGUUUGGCCUUUUUAUCAUCACCCUCAGGGCUGGAUGGUAUAUCCCAUCUGCAGUCUUCCUUGGCCUGUUCUGGCAUCAGAUCAUGUUCACUGCGCAUGACGGUGGCCAUCUAGCCAUCACACAUAACUUCGUCAUCGACACUCUCAUCGCCAUGUUCAUUGCAGACUUCUGCUGUGGACUAUCAAUCGGCUGGUGGAAAUCCAGCCACAAUGUCCAUCACCUUGUCCCGAACCAUCCAGAGCAUGACCCGGAUAUCCAGAAUAUUCCAUUCUUCGCAACGUCUCCAUCUUUCUUCAAAUCCCUGCGAUCCACAUACUAUGAUUUCGUUUACGUCUGGGACGAGGCUGCCAAUAUCAUAGGUCAAUACCAGCAUAUAUCCUAUUACCCGAUCAUGGCCAUAGCUCGGUUCAAUCUUUUGCUACUCUCCUGGAUGCAUCUGCUCUCUCCUCGGUCCGCUAGUUUCGGCGCCGUUCGUUGGACCAAACCAACCGAGAUCCUCUUCAUGUGCUGCUACUGGUACCUCUACGGCUACUGUCUUCUGUGGUGCACAAUCCCAACCUGGCCUAUGCGCAUCGCCUUCGUCCUCAUCUCUCAUAUCAUUACCAUGGGUCUACACGUUCAAAUAACACUCUCCCAUUUCGCUAUGUCUACCUCUGAUGUAAGCGUUGCUGAAUGUUUUGCCCAGCGACAGCUACGUACCACCAUGGACGUGGACUGUCCUGCCUGGCUUGACUGGGUCCACGGCGGUCUCCAGUUCCAGGCCAUUCACCACCUCUUCCCUCGCGUCCCUAGGCAUAACCUGCGGAAACUCCAGGGCUGGGUCAAGGAGUUUGCCGAAGAAGUUGGCAUUGAUUAUAAGAUCUAUGGGUUUGAAGAUGGUAACCGGAAGGUCUUGGGACGUCUUGGAGAGGUCUCCAAGCAAGUAGAAAUGCUUGUUCAAUGCCAGAAGUACAUGGCUGCUACUGGAGAAAGUGGCCUCCAUUGA
This is a messenger RNA of Nannizzia gypsea CBS 118893, 1629 nucleotides long. RefSeq names its product fatty acid desaturase. The transcript is spliced from 3 exons. The record is from RefSeq and is a predicted model, not a curated record. Gene Ontology annotation, biological process: lipid metabolic process. Bases 1 to 1629 code for a protein of 542 amino acids. Lineage: Eukaryota; Fungi; Ascomycota; Eurotiomycetes; Onygenales; Arthrodermataceae. Gene Ontology annotation, cellular component: membrane. Gene Ontology annotation, molecular function: oxidoreductase activity, acting on paired donors, with oxidation of a pair of donors resulting in the reduction of molecular oxygen to two molecules of water.